AUGAGCUCGUCCAACGAGCCCGAUGAUCUUUCCCUUGGGCCAGAAGGUAUUCACUCUCGACUUAAGAAAUUAUGCGACCUUUUUGAGCAUUCUAAGAAGGCAAGUCCAUUCUUUUAGUGAAUGCAACAUCAGAAGUUGCUGCUUGUUACAAUAGUUUACUUGGUAUGUUUGUCUAAAACGGAUCCUCUUUCAGGACUUCCAGCAUCUCAGACCAGAGGAAUGCACCACACAGCAAUCUAUGGAGAUCCUGACCCGUCUGGAUGUUCUCCAUUCCAGUGUAUAUCGAUUGUUUGCGAAUACGAAGAAGAGAUUCCGCGAGAAUAAGAACCGUCGAGAGGUAGGUCCCAUUUUUUGGAUAUAUGCCUUUUUACAGGAGGCUUCGAAUAACAACACGUCCAGAACCAAGACAACUGUUGACACCACGGUAAGCCCUUCUUAGUUUGGUAUUAUUUUUGGCAUUUUGCGGCAUUGGGUUUUUAAGAUUACUAGUCCGUCCGGAAAGUCGAUGGAAAGCUUUUUAUGUUUACGUGCAAGGUGCGAGCGAUAGUCGGAAAAAACUUAUUGCAUGGUGCAAAAGGCAAGAAAUGGCACAGUACAAAGUGAAGUUUUUUUCUCACAGUGCAUGUUGCCGAAAUCAUUGUAUUGACUUUCCGGACAAACUGGUACCGUCGAACGCAUUGGAAUUUCCCUAAAACGUUUAAAUUUUAGGACUCCAAUAACGAGAAUCUGAAUGAAACUGCGAAUCUGAAUGGAACUGCUAAUCCGAACGGUUCGACGAUUACAGAAGUAGGUUUUUUUUAAAUGUACUAUUCCGCGUUUAGAUUACACCACGGGUAACGAGAUCGCAGAAACGGGCUGCCGAGCUUCCAAUGCAACCAAAACCAGCUAAGAGACUCACCCGUGCUUCAAGACGCGCUGAAUCCAUUCAGCCAGUCAAUGAGAAUCCGACCGAAAAUGGAGGCGCUCAAGAAGAACAGAUGGAGGUGGACAACACUCAGACGGCCGUCAACUCUAGCGUUGAUGCUGUCCGGAAUUUGAAUAUCGAAAGUCAGACGGGUAAAGAGAAUCGUACAGACCUGGCUAUUCAGACCGAAAAUGGUAAUGGUUCUGCUGCUGCAAAUGCUGAAAAUGGAGGCACAUCAAAGACGGUCAGAGAACAAAUUGUCGAGCUUGGCCUUGAAAAGAGCGUUGAGAAGAAGUUGUUGACGGUUCCUAACAUGGAGGCAUGCAAGAGCAAAGUGAGUAUUCCUUCGGUCUAUUCUGAGUUUUCCAAAACAUUUGUUAUUCUUCAUGAUUAUCACGAUGAUUUCACUCGCAAUCCCCGUUUUCGAUCUCGUACCUCCGAUAAUUGUUAAUAAACUUUGUUAUUUGUCCGAUUAUUCUGUUAUAUAAGCUGGGGGUUAGAGGAAGAGGUCUAAAAAUGUCUUAGUCACCAUCAACUCCGAAGUGUAUAUAACAAAAUAAGCCGGUUCCCACCAAUGUAUUAUUCACGACAAGAAUAAUAUGUUUUCUCUCAGGAGCCAGACGCCGACUGGAGAAGAGGACUUGAUCAGCUUCUCAAUGAUGACAUCGGUGAUUUGACGGUGUCGCUGGAAGACCAGGAUGUCGAGGACGAGCAUCAGGAAUUGGGAGCUUCUGAUUUGUCGGAUCAUCCAGAGGAUUUGGUGAGAAAGAAGAAGAAAAAAAAGAAGGAGGACGUUCCCGAAGAAGUUAUUCUCAGUUCUGAUGAAGAGAUCGUGCCGCCAAGAAGAAGAAGGAAGGAACCUUCGGAUGAGGAUGAAGAUCAGGAUUCAGAAGAAGAUGAGGACGAAGUGCCAAAAAAAAGUAAAAAGUCCAGAACUAAUGUUAUCCUGUCUGAUGAUGAAGAAGAAAAUUCUGAUGAGGAAUCCGAGGAGGAUGAUGAGAGUGCUCUCAGUGUUGUUGAAGAGGAUGAAGUAAGUCUUACAAAGUUUUUUUUUUAUUUCUUUUAGGAACUCGAGGAGCUUCUCCGAACUCGCAUCAACAACAGCAGUGAUGAAGAUGAGGAGGAGUCCAAUCCAGGCCCAUGCAGAAGAUCAAGAAGACUUGCGAAGACGCAGGAUUCAAAGGAGAAGAAGUCCAAGGCUGUCUCUGAUGCGUACGUUUAUUAUAACUUAAUGCUGAACCUUAUUUUAGUGUUAACAAGAGAAAACGGGUGACUCUGGGCAGCGACAGCGAUGACGUCUUCAAUAGGCAAGGAUCCAGCAGUAGCCCGGAUUUCAUCAAUGAUAGUCAGGAAUCGAAUGUAAGUAGAGCAAAAAGUUUGACUUGCAAUCAAAUCGUUGUCUCGGUUAUUUUUAGGCCCAAAAGACGAAUCCUUUGGAGAAAAAGAAAGGCAAGCGAAGAAGACGGCAGAUCGUUGAUACUGAUGAUGAAUUGAUGGAAGAGGAUGAAGAAGAACAAGCCGAGCCCGAAACAAGUGAAAAGGAAAAGGCCACGAAAGCAAAGAAAGGAAGAUUGUGCAAAGAUACGAGAGAUGCUGAGAAGGAAGAGAGGGAGCGAGUGAAGAGAUUGGCGGAGAAACAGAAGGAUUUCAACGGAAUUCUGAUUGACGAAGCCGCCGAUGCGGCAGCUGCUUCUGGAGCUGGAAGUAAGUGAAGGGAGAGAGUAUAAGGUUUUUUAGCGAUUGCUGGCCCUGUGGUUCAAGUCGUUCUGGAUGAAGAUACGGCCUCCGAGAAUCCCGAACCCGUGAAAGUGCCUCCGGAAUUGGUCCGAGUCCUCAAAAAGCAUCAGGCUCAUGGAAUAAAGUUCCUUUAUGAUCUCACAAUUGAAGAUCUCAAGAGAUUGGAUCUCCCCGGAGGUGGGGGAAUCCUCGCUCAUUGUAUGGGACUGGGGAAGACUCUUCAAGUGAUCGCUUUCUUAUACACCAUCUUGAGUCAUUCCAAGAUCAAUAAGGUGAUCAGAAAAGCGUUGGUGGUAGUACCAAAGAAUGUUGUGAUCAAUUGGGAGAAGGAAUUUGAGAAAUGGGUAUUUGAAAACAAUCUGAAGGGCAUUGAUGUGAGUUCAAGUCAUACUAGACCACUUUAAUAUUUAUUUUUUAUGCUGUUUUUGACUAUUUUGAUUUAGGUGGUCUCCAUCGAAGGUAACAAUGAAAUGCACAGUCGUCUGCAGGUCCUCAAAGAUUGGAAGGAUUCCAAAAAUCCGGCUGUUAUGAUCAUUGGCUACGAAAUGUAUCGAAUUUUAGUGACGGAUCCAUUCACUCCAAACAAAAAGGGAGUCAAACCAAAACCAACCCCUGCUAGAAGGCUCCACAAGAAGUUGUUGAGCGGUUUCCAGCAAUAUCUGCAAGAUCCAGGACCAGAUAUCGUGAUCUGUGAUGAAGGGCAUAAGUUGAAGAACGAUGAAAGUAAACAAAGUUUGGUCAUGGCUUCUUUGAGGACCAAGAGAAGAGUCUGUUUGACGGGUACUCCCAUGCAGAACAACUUGCUGGAAUGUAAGUUUAGAUUUUUAUAUUAUUGAUUGUAAUUUUUUGUAUCAAUAGUUUAUAUUAGGUCUAGAAGUAUGACUCCGCCGUUUUCUUGUUUUGCAUUUUUUUACAGGUUGCCGUAAGGUUUUAAAAUUUCUGUUAAGAUCUUCUGAAAGAACUUUGAAAACGCUAUCUACUGAUAUAUUUUUUGUGUGACAAGGCUUGACACAGCGGUUUUUAUGAAGCUUCAAAGAUGACCAACUUCGUACCUGGAAAAUCGUCAUUUGCGGGAAAUUUUACUCUGCACGUGUAAUGCGAGGGAAAACGUCGUUAAUGCAUCGGAUGCUUAGAGAAGCUUACGCUAGUUGUGCUUAGUGAGAAAAAAUACGUGGGGAAUGUGUUUAACGGUUCUAGCCCCGUGAUUUCCAAACCCAUCUAAAAAAAUUGAAAUAGAAGAUUAUUGGGUACAAAACGAUGCCGAUACACAAAAAAAGUUAGCCAUGAUGCUCAAAGUGCCACAGAAAGGGGUUUCACUCAGUUUUCAACGAAUGGAAAAGAUCCAGAGAGAACGGACAUAGGUGUCUUAUGGAUCGACCUAAAACAAUAUGGAGAACUUGCGAAAUUUUGAUAGACAGACAGAAAGGAAGCUAUUUUUGCAUCGUUUUAUGACCACAGGCAAGAAACUGAGCGAUUUUGAGAACCCGAAGUGCAAGCGACCGCAUAGUCUAACAUUACCGGUAAGAAAGCUUUGCUCUGUAUAUGAUGACAGAAACAAGAUGUUCUUCACUGUAGGCUCUUAAAACCCGGUAAAACGGUUACUGGCCUCCGUUGACAACAGUGGUCGUUGAAAUUGAACGGAGAGCUAUGAUUAAAGCGGUCGGAAUGACCAAUUUUUAUUAUGCUGCAUGAUCACGCUAGAACCCAUGUUGGAAAACUGGUCAAGGACACCCCAGAACAGCUAGGGUGGGAGGCCCUACCCCGCCCGCUAUACUCUACUGACAACGCACUUUCAGAUAAGCACUUAUUUCCACCGAUAGCUCACGAUCUGAGGCAGCAGCGCUUCGCUAGACACAAUGAUGCCAAAAAUUGGAUUGAUAUUUGGACGGCUUCAAAACAGCCAAAAUUUUUCUUUGGUGGAUUGAAAAGUUGACCAAAUUACGGAAACACCUCGUAAUUAAUGGUAGAAUAUAAAAUUGGAUAAGGUUUAGUGUAAAAAAUUUUUGCUAUCAUCAAAACAAUCAGCAGAAAAAAACGGCAAAGUCAUACUUCUAAACCUAAUAGUGACCUUUGACAUUUACACUUUUUACAUAGUGGUCGCAAUAAUUCUUGAAGACGUUUAUCUUGAUUUCUGGGUAAAAUUAAUCGAAAAUUCGAAUAAAUGGGUGGGUACUUCGCCGAGACCGAAAUAUGCUUUUGACGCACGGCAUGAUCAUGAACUUAAAUGUGUUUAUAAUGUUGUCGUUUCAGAUCACUGCAUGAUCAACUUUGUCAAGCCUGGGCUUUUGGGAACCAAAGAGGAAUAUACGAACAGAUUUGUGAAUGUAAUCAAAGCCGGACAAGCCAAAGAUGCGGAGUAUGAGGAGGUGGUGGCCAUGAAAAGAAGAUGCCACGUCCUCUUUCAGAAGCUGAAGAAGGUCGUGGAUCGUCAAGAUUACCGGGUUCUCACUGAAUUCAUCCCUCCCAAGCAAGAAUAUAUUAUACAUGUUCGGUUGACCGAGAAACAAAUCUCCUUGUAUCAGGGAUAUGUGGCCGAGACCAUGAAAGAUGUAGCUGGACUUCAUCGUCGUCUCUUGUCCGAUUACCAUAUGCUGAGUAGGAUCUGGACUCAUCCCUUCCAAUUGGUUGUAAAUGCUCGGAAUAAGGCCCGUGAUGAAUCUGAUAUGGACUCCUUUAUUGAUGAUACUGAGGAUGACAGCGAUGGGGAGACUAGAAAGAAGCCAAAGCAACGCAAUAAUUUCAUUGAUGAUGAGGUUGAUAACACCGAGGAAAGAGACGCCAAUUCCCCAUUCAGAAUUCCCCUUUUUUGGUAUGAAGAUUUGGGGCUGAUCUCGGACGAAGAUGAAUUUAAAUUUGGAUUGAGUCAGAAGUUGAUGAUUCUGCAGGAUAUUAUCAGAACUUGUGAACAAAUCGGAGACAAGCUUUUGAUCUUCAGUCAGUCCUUGGAGAGUUUGACCUUGAUCCAGCACAUGCUCGAACAUCUCAGCGAUUCCUGGUUCAGCGAUCAUCAACCUUUGAUGCAGAGGAAUAACGAGAAAUGGGGAUGGGAUCUGGGAAAGGAUUUCUUUGUGAGUAUAGAGAAUUUUCACAUUUAAAAUUUUUUAUUCGAUUCUUUGCAUUGUAAAGUUUUAGAUAAUUUCCGGAAAACUGAAUGCGGAAGAGCGAGAGAGAGUCCAGAAACGUUUCAACGACUCCUCCAAACCCCGGGCCCGUGUCUGUUUGAUCUCCACCAAGGCUGGUUCCUUGGGAACAAACAUGGUCGCCGCCAAUCGAGUAGUCAUCUUUGAUGCCUGCUGGAACCCAUCGCAUGAUACUCAAGCCUUGUUCAGAGCAUAUCGCUAUGGCCAAACCAAGCCCGUCUAUGUGUAUCGACUGAUUGCUGAUGGAACUCUGGAAGAUGUAAUUUACAAAAGACAAGUCACCAAAGAGUCCACCUCCUUGAGAGUUGUCGACGAAAAACAGAUCAAGCGAUUCUUUACCAGGAGUGAUUUGGCCGAAUGCUAUCGUUUGGACAUCCAUCCUUAUAACCCGGAUCUGACCGUUACUUUGAAUCCACCGAAGGAUCGACUUCUUGGAGACAUCCUGGUCAAAAGACCUGAAGCAAUUUAUAAUUAUGAGGAAAGAGACACACUGUUAAAGCAUGUGGUGGAAGAAGUUCUUACUGAGAAGGUACGUUAAGGUUGGAACUCGCUAUUUACUUCAUUUCCUGUGAUUUUAAUAAUAUUUAUAGGAGCGAAGGGAGGCUUGGAACGAUUACGAAAAGGACAGAACUGCCGCCACCUUCAUCAGCAAGAUCGGAUCUCUGAACAUGCAGCAGUCCGAGAGAGAAUUCCUGAUUUGUAGGUUUUUUGACAAUAUGUUUUUGUUUUUUGUAUCAAGUAUAAUAUAAAUUUUUGUUUAGCUAUGGGUCAAUUUGUCCGUCAUCAAUCGAGCAGCUCUAACCCAAUGGUGGAUCCGAUCAGAACAAAUCUUGGGAAGACUCUGCUGGACCACGGCUGUGAUUAUCAUAAUGCUUUGGCCCUUCAAAUAUUACAAAUGGGAUUCUCGGAAUUGAUGGGUAAAGGACCGCAGAACAUUAGACAAGAGCAUCCAGAGCUGAUCCAUCCCGAUGAAUUCAUUGUCCGUCAAUUCUUGGUAAGAAUUAUUUAUUGAACAUUCUUGUCCGCUUCCAAGCUGCCGAGCUGAUCAGACUCGGAAUAACCUAAAGGCGGACGGAAACAAACUCCAAAAUACUUACCCCGACGACUGCCUUGAGUGUACUGCGGCGUCGCCGAGGUAGUUCUCGGAGUGAUGAUGAUCCUCUUAGGCCGGGAGAUUGAUGCAGAGGCCGACUGAAUAGUCGGGGAUGACGUAGUAACCCGGUUGAGAGAUCCCGGUCCACGUCUAACAACGAAACUGUCAGAUAAUCACGAAGUGAUGAGGAAGCCUUAUGGCUACAACCUUUUGACGAGAGUACUCCAAGUUUUACAGACCAAAUUUCUUUAUCUUCAACAACAAAUUCACACGACCUUACUUCAAAAAGAUACAAAAAACUAACUGAAUAAUAAUGAUGACAAUAUUCCCCUUUCUAGGCAUCCUUAUUCUGGACGAUUUGAAAUGGCGGGGAAAUCCAGAAAGGGGAAGACUUGUCACUGGGACAAGUAAGACUCAUAAAUAAAUAAAUACAAAAUGUAAAUUAUUUCGGGAUCGCAGUAGAAUCACUUCCUUUCCUUUCUCUGAUUCUCUGGAUCAGACAAUUCUUUUUUUGUUAUUACCGAUCUUAUAUUUUUAUUUUAGAGCCAUCCUCCCUCCCAUGCCUACGAAUUGACCAUGUUGGAUUGUCGCAACAAAUUCAAGGAUCUACAUCGGAAAUACGCUCAUCUGGACAGCCUGAAGACCACUUUCCAAUACCUGAGCAAGCUCCGUUACCUCCUCACCGAUUAUAAUAUGCCGGCCACCGACCCUGUCAUCACCAUCUGA
Messenger RNA from Bursaphelenchus xylophilus (pine wood nematode), 7600 nucleotides. Lineage: Eukaryota; Metazoa; Nematoda; Chromadorea; Rhabditida; Aphelenchoididae. The record is from the annotation of a GenBank genome assembly.